UCUGCGGAGAAACGGACCUUUAAAUCGCCUUUCUCUGUUUUAAGCAAACUAUGGGCGCUUAAACUUUUCUUUCUCCCCCUCCCCCCCGCUCCCUCACCCCCCGCCCAUGGGGCUCACGCUGCGGAGCCGCCUGCACGGGGAGCAGCACACCAGCACCGCGCUGCUUCCCCGUCCCCUCCAUCGCAGCUGAUCCCUCUCCUCCUCCUCUAUCACCCCUUCUCUCUGUCCUCGGGCUUUUUGGCUGCCGGGAGCCGAGCCGCGCGUUGUUUGAUUUGAUCUGGCUUCUUUUGUUGUUGUCUAAAUGCCGCGCACCGCUUAUCUAGAGAGAGAGCUCUCCGGAGAUAGGGGCGGCCGGUGAAUGCGCGUGUUGCUGUAGGACUAUCGGAGGAGCGGAUCGGCAGCAGCCCAGAUCCUGACCCUGACUGUAUGAAUAAGUAAGCAGGAUGCUGACGAUGUGCGUUAGUUGCCUGUAAGGUUGUCGUAAGUUAAAGGGGGACGGAGAAGGGGGGGGGGUAGACCAGAGACAGAGCGCAGAGUAGGAGCGCGGCGGGGGAGGCCCUGACACUUGGCUCUGCCGCCUCCCAUCGCUCAGGCUGCGCGUUUUGCUGGAGCAGACCCCCCACCCCCGCUCCCUUUUUCUUCCCGUCCGUCCUUCUUUCUUUUCUCUUUCCCUCUCCCCGCGGCAGUUCGCUGAUGUACAGCCCGGAUUCAUCUUCCGGCAGCAGCAGCGGCGGCGGCAACAGCGGGACCGGGGGCGGCGGCGCGGCGGGGCGCGGGCCGGGUGCGGAGCGGGGCGCGGGCAGCGGCCGCCGCCGGGGCGGGAAGUUUGCCCGAGCUGCACCGAAGGCGGAGGGACGACCCGAGAGCCGGCACCUCCCGGCCUGAGCCCACCCCCGCACCCAGCCACCCACACGCCCGGCGGGGUGCGGGCAGGAGGGGCGGCGGAGCUCAUGCUGCCUGGGGCUACCUAAGGAGCAGCGGUUCUAGGUGCUGAAGGAAACAAACAAACAAGCAAACAAAGCCCCAGCCAACUCCAAACUUGCGGUUCCUCCAUCCCUUAUCCUCCUUUUCUCAAGCCGGCGGAGCCCCCCGCCUAAACUCCGCUGCGCUCCGCGCACCGCCUCUCCGCCCGAGGGAGGAUGAAAAUGGUCUGCUGGCGGCUGGCGCUGUGGCUGGCCGCCUGGGCUGUCUGUGGGAAGCCGUCCUCCUGCUCUGCCCUCGAUUAUGACUACACUUACGAUUUCACUGAAGAGGAUAAAGCCGAGGCGAUAGAUUAUAAGGAUCCCUGCAAAGCCGCUGUCUUUUGGGGAGAUAUUGCCUUAGAUGAUGAAGACUUAAAAAUCUUUCAGAUUGACAGGACAAUUGACCUUACGCAGCACUCCAAUGAAAGACUUGGCCAUAACACAGGUGGCUUUGGAGAGCAUGGGAUGUCAAAAAAACGAGGUGCCCUCUAUCAGCUUAUAGAAAGGAUAAGAAGAUUUGGCUCUGGCUUUGAGCAAAAUAGUACUUCUAAAGGAAGAACCACAGUUAAAUUCUCAGGGAAAAGUGAGAAGAACAGAUUUCCCAGAGCUGCUACAUCACGAACAGAAAGAAUAUGGCCAGGGGGUGUCAUUCCAUAUGUAAUAGGUGGAAAUUUCACUGGUACCCAGCGUGCCAUGUUCAAACAAGCCAUGCGACACUGGGAAAAGCACACUUGUGUGACAUUUAUUGAAAGAAGUGAUGAAGAAAGUUACAUUGUAUUUACAUACCGACCAUGUGGGUGCUGUUCUUAUGUGGGUCGAAGAGGAAAUGGUCCUCAAGCUAUAUCUAUUGGCAAGAACUGUGACAAAUUUGGCAUAGUUGUCCAUGAACUGGGUCAUGUGAUAGGUUUUUGGCAUGAACAUACACGACCAGACCGAGAUGACCAUGUCACCAUCAUUAGAGAAAACAUCCAACCAGGUCAGGAAUACAACUUCUUGAAGAUGGAGCCUGGGGAGGUGAAUUCCCUUGGGGAACCAUAUGACUUUGACAGCAUCAUGCACUAUGCCAGGAACACCUUCUCAAGGGGCAUGUUUCUGGAUACCAUUCUCCCUUCCCGUGAUGAUAAUGGUAUACGACCUGCUAUUGGCCAACGUACCCGUCUAAGUAAAGGAGAUAUUGCACAGGCAAGAAAGCUGUAUAGAUGUCCAGCGUGUGGAGAAACACUGCAGGAAUCUACAGGCAACUUUUCUUCUCCAGGAUUUCCAAACGGUUAUCCUUCCUACACACACUGCAUAUGGCGAAUCUCUGUGACUCCAGGGGAAAAGAUUGUUUUAAACUUCACCACAAUGGACCUGUACAAGAGCAGUCUCUGUUGGUAUGACUACAUUGAAGUAAGAGAUGGCUACUGGAGAAAAUCACCUCUGCUUGGCAGGUUUUGUGGUGACAAACUGCCAGAAGUCCUCGCGUCCUCUGACAGCAGGAUGUGGAUUGAGUUCCGUAGCAGCAGCAACUGGGUUGGAAAAGGCUUUGCAGCAGUUUAUGAAGCAAUCUGUGGAGGUGAAAUCCACAAAAACGAAGGCCAGAUCCAGUCUCCCAAUUACCCUGAUGACUACAGACCAAUGAAGGAAUGCGUGUGGAAAAUAACAGUGUCUGAAAACUACAAUGUAGGAUUAACCUUUCAAGCAUUUGAGAUUGAAAGACAUGACAAUUGUGCAUACGACUACUUGGAAAUUCGAGAUGGAAUGAAUGAGAACAGCCCUUUGAUUGGUCACUUCUGUGGCUAUGACAAGCCAGAAGACAUUAGAUCUACCUCUAAUACUCUGUGGAUGAAGUUUGUUUCUGAUGGAACAGUUAACAAAGCAGGAUUUGCAGCUAACUUUUUUAAAGAGGAAGAUGAAUGUGCCAAACCUGACAAUGGUGGCUGUGAGCAGCGCUGUGUUAACACUCUGGGCAGUUACCAGUGCGCCUGCGAUCCUGGCUAUGAACUUGGUCCUGACAAAAAGAGCUGUGAAGCUGCUUGUGGAGGACUUCUGACAAAGCUAAAUGGGACUAUAACCACACCAGGGUGGCCCAAAGAAUAUCCUCCAAACAAAAACUGUGUGUGGCAGGUGGUUGCCCCAACGCAGUACCGAAUUUCAAUGAAGUUUGAGUUUUUUGAGUUAGAAGGCAAUGAAGUGUGCAAAUAUGAUUAUGUGGAGAUUCGCAGUGGUCUUUCUUCUGAUUCUAAACUACAUGGUAAAUUCUGUGGUACGGAAGUGCCUGAAGUUAUCACCUCACAGUACAACAACAUGCGAAUUGAGUUCAGGUCUGACAAUACCGUGUCAAAAAAAGGCUUCAAGGCACACUUCUUUUCAGACAAGAAAACUACCUGCAAAGAGAAAAUUUUUGUUUUCGAAUCUUGCAAGGACUUGAUACAGGUCCCUUCAGGCCGAGUACGUAUUAUUCACAGACUGGUGGCCUCUGAGGGUCUCAGAGACAAGGAUGAGUGCUCGAAGGACAAUGGCGGUUGCCAGCAUGAAUGUAUCAACACAGUAGGAAGCUAUGUUUGCCAGUGCCGGAAUGGAUUUGUGCUACAUGAAAACAAGCAUGACUGCAAGGAGGCUGAGUGUGAACAGAAGAUCCACAGUCCCAAUGGCAUCAUUACGAGUCCCAACUGGCCUGACAAGUAUCCCAGCAGAAAAGAGUGCACCUGGGAAAUCAGUGCCACACCUGGGCAGAGGGUCAAAUUGACUUUCAAUGAAUUUGAGAUAGAACAACAUCAAGAAUGUGCCUAUGACCACUUGGAAGUGUUUGAUGGUGAAAGUGAAAAAUCACCAAUUCUGGGACGCUUAUGUGGCAGUAAGAUACCAGAGCCUCUUAUUGCUACUGGAAACAAAAUGUUUCUCCGCUUUAUUUCUGAUGCAUCAGUUCAAAGGAAAGGCUUCCAAGCAACACACUCUACAGAGUGUGGUGGUCGGUUGAAAGCUGAAACCAAGCCCAAAGACCUGUACUCACAUGCUCAGUUUGGUGAUAACAACUAUCCGGUUCAGGCAGACUGUGACUGGCUCCUGGUGGCAGAGCGUGGCUAUCGAGUUGAAUUAAUAUUCCAGACUUUUGAGGUUGAAGAAGAGGCAGACUGUGGUUAUGAUUACGUGGAGCUCUUUGAUGGUCAUGAUAAGACAGCUAUGAGACUUGGUCGAUUUUGUGGUUCUGGGCCACCAGAAGAAAUCUAUUCAGCAGGGGAAUAUCUUUUACUUCACUUCCACACCGAUGAUACAAUCAACAAGAAAGGAUUCCAUAUACGAUACAGAAGUAUAAAAUAUCCGGACAGUGUGCGCACCAAAAAAUAACACAAGAACCUCUAUUCAAGAGAAGGAGAGUGCGACAAAAAGGAAUGCACAGUGGAAAGGAAGUCAUGUCUUUUUUAUUUAACUGAAGUUAUUAGCACAAAUGUUUUAUAUGAGUCCAAUUGAAAUGAUGACUUCUAAGACAAGAGACAAAAAACAAACAGACAAAAAUUUAAAAACACUUACCUAUCCCAGUGGAAUACACAUGAUGGUGAUGUGCAGGCUCCAUACUUGACUGUCUCUGCAAAGAUGGUGAAAGGACUUUGCACGCUUCCAGGAGAAUAUGAAAGCUUUUGUCCAUGGUUUGACAUUUGUCAUAGAUGAGUGAACAUUCAAUCAGUUAUGUUCAGGUGAGGUGACCCUACAAAACGUUCUUCCUUCUGACAGUUGUAUGGUGUCCAGGAGAAAAGCAGAAAAAACUCUUUCAGGUCACGCUCGUAAAAUACUGUCCUUAUAUCUACUUGCUUUAACUUUGUAUCCUGCAGACAAUGUGUAUAAGGACUUGAAAGAAGAUAUGAAAUUGAAAGGUUUUCUGCAUUGUUCUGUAUUUUUUACCUGUUCAUCUAUCGUAUCAGGUUAUCAGCAUUUUGAAACUGGAAAAUCUUACUUCUGAAACAUAGUAUUUUGUUUUACUUAUGACUGAGGAGUCUGAACUGUCACAUUGGUCAUCAUUAGCUUGAUUAACUGAAUUUGAACAGUGUAAGCAUCUGAAAAUGUUAGGUUUACUGGUUAAGUAAGCUGUGUCUGAUGAUGUGCUCUUAUUUUGCACUGAACGUAGAAUAUAGACAGAUGAAAACCUUUCAUCAAAUCUGUAUCCAUGAGAUAUAGUUUUGUCUGAAACUUCUACUGAAUUUGUUUUCAACAGUAUACUUGGAGCCACUGCAAAGCUUUAUUUCAUUGGACCUCUUUAUUACUGAGCUAAUUGUCUUGUUUAGCUAAUCAGAAAUGAAGCUACAGUAGUAUCCAAGUGGGAGGUUUCCUUAAGAUUUUUUUUUUUCUCUGAAAGGAAGAGUAUCUGUGAUGAUGAAAAAAGCAAAUCAAAACAGUGGAUACUGGCUUUGUUUCUUACCAAGUGUGAAUUCUUAUGGUGCUAUUCUGUGAACAUUAAAAACAGCAACAAAAAUAACCAACAAGAAGUUUUGGACUUUUGAGCCAACAGCUUGCAAGAUCAUGAAUGUCUCACUAUGCCUGGCUGAAUCCAGAAAAGGAAGUCUUUGCUGCUCUGAGGGAGGGCAGGUUGCAAUGGCAGCACUAGUCCUGUGGAACAAAUACUACUAUUGCCUUAGAAUCCUCGCACACUAUCAGACAGAUCUUCCUGUGGAUACACCUCUAAUUUGAUAAAUAAUGACUUGGACAUUUUAGCAUAUGCUAAUAGAAGGAUCUUCAAGCAAAAUCCCCAUCUGCAGAAUGAGAUCAUCUGCCUGUAAAUACACAGCGACUUGCUUUUGAUGUAGAGAUAUGUUAUGUUUAGAACUGAAGUAUUCUAUGUGCUUUAGGCCAUACAUGGCUUUAGUCUUAAUGUAUAUGCUUUAUGUAAGUAUUGUAUGUAUGACUGCUUCAGGGGAGUGAGAGGUAUUGUAUGGAUGAACACUGAAUUGUUUCUUUAUGUGCCAAGUUCUACCAGGACCCCAUUUGACUGUAGCAACUUUUCUUUAAAGGCUUCAUAAAGAGAUAACGGGACUUCUAGCUGGCAAGAACCAAGUUAAAAGUAUUAUGUUUCACUCUACAAGAAAUACUAUUUUGAUAUCCUUUCUUGUAAGUUGCUACUCAGAUUAGCUUAGUUUCUGUUACCUUAUUAUGACCAUACAUUGGCACUAAUAAAUCUGAUCUUUUUUUAUAAAAAUAAAAAACCAAAUGUCUGUA
This is a messenger RNA of Coturnix japonica (Japanese quail), 6149 nucleotides long. The record is from RefSeq and is a predicted model, not a curated record. Lineage: Eukaryota; Metazoa; Chordata; Aves; Galliformes; Phasianidae.